AGUUGUUGCUAUUGUUUUCAUUUUGACUUUAUAUUUUUUGUUUUUUAAUUUGUUUUUUUUUUUGAUACGCAUUUUGUUACCAUGGAAACGACCGUAAAAGCAUUAUCGAACGUUAGGGACCAAGCUCCAGCAAUUGUUAUCACGGGUCGUCCCAAGCUCUCAGUGUCCGUUGACGCGGAUCUUGUUUCCAAAAACGAAAAAUUCUUUGGCACUCUGAUGAACGAAACCCGGCUGCUGGACUCGGUGCUAUCCAAAGAGAAUCCACAACGGCAACAAGCUGCCCAAUUUGAAACUGCCAUGUCCGACGAGCUGAAGAAGCUGAAACAACAGCAAUUUGUGGAUCGAACGCGACGUCAACAGCUGCGCAACGACUGCGAAGAGCUACGAAUUUUAGCUGAGCAACUGCGUCUGGCGGCCAUCACAAAGGAGCUAGAUGAGCACAUGGUUGAGCGUCACAGGAACCGUCAGCUGGCGAAGGACGCCAAGGUGAAGGGCAAUGAGCGUGCCGAGGCUCAAAGGCUGCAAAAGUUGGCCCAAGAACAGGAGCGGGAGCUGCUUAAGAAGCAGGAGCAAAUCCGUUUUCGCGAGAGUCUCUCUUCCCAGAUUGAGCAAACGCAGCUACGACGCAAGCAUCAGUGUGUCAAGACCGCAGCAGAACGCGAGGAGAGCAUUGUUAUCCAGCGGCGCAUCGAGGAGGAAGACAAAGCGGAGCAGCUGCAGAUGCUGAGGAUAAAGCAAAAGAAUCUGCAGUGCCAUCUAGAGCAUAUGAAGCAGAAGCACGAGUACAAGGAGCGCGAGAAAGCGCUGAGUGCAGAGAUGGCGGUCAAGCUGGAGCAGGAGCAAGCGCAACGAGCACAACAGAAGGACGAAAUCGAGGCGGCGAGACGAGCAGCGCAAUUGAAGCAGGAGCAGAUUAGCCUGAAGAUUGGGAAACAAGUGCAAGAGAUUGAGAGCGUGAAGCGUCAGCGCGACAAUCUACUGCUCGAUCUGCUGCAGGCGGAGUACAAAGCCAAGGAUGAUGAACGCCAUCGGCAGCAGUUGGAGCAGGAGCAAUUAGAACGUUUGCGCGCACGCCAGGAGCUUGAACGUUAUCGCGCUUGCAUGCGCGAACGCAGCUUGGAGGAUGCACGCCUCCGGCAGCAACAGAUUGUGGAGCGUACCCAGGAGACUGUGGAGAUUCAAGAGAUUGAGGAGAUUGCCAAGGAACGCACGCGUCGCAGGGAACAUGGUGCUUUGCUGCUCUCCAUGAUUGAGGAAAAUAAUCGCAAGCGUGCCGAGGCGGCGGCAGAGAAUGUCCAGUUCUUCGAUAUGAAAGCCAAAUCGGAAGCGGAACUCCAACAUCGCAUUGAAGAGGAGCGUCUUAAGAUGCUCAGUUCUGUGCCCGCUGAAGUGCUUCAGUAUCUACCAAAACAUGCGCUUUCCCAAGCCGACCGCAAGCGUUUCAAUAUUCGCUCGAAAACGGAAAUCUUACAGUGAAGGUUACAAGAGAGAGCAUUUCGAUUUUCAAAAAGCAUCACCCAAAACCGCCCACAGUGCGUACGUGACGUGAAUCAUACGUUGGAUGUCGUUGCCAGAUCUAUGCUUCACAGUGCGUACGUGACGUGUCUCAUACGUUGGCCUAAUGUUGCCGGAUCACCUCAACAAGUGCUCAAGGGCAGUACGCCAAUCACUUUUCACUAGCAAAUGAAUAUAUAUUAUUUCACUUACAUAACCCCGUAAAUUCACAAAUUAAAAAUA
This is a messenger RNA of Drosophila albomicans, 1737 nucleotides long. RefSeq names its product meiosis-specific nuclear structural protein 1. Bases 82 to 1476 code for a protein of 464 amino acids. The record is from RefSeq and is a predicted model, not a curated record. Gene Ontology annotation, cellular component: motile cilium. The transcript is spliced from 2 exons. Gene Ontology annotation, biological process: cilium organization. Lineage: Eukaryota; Metazoa; Arthropoda; Insecta; Diptera; Drosophilidae.